Pseudomyrmex gracilis is the source of this 8265-nucleotide messenger RNA. RefSeq names its product sodium/potassium-transporting ATPase subunit alpha (gene Atpalpha). The transcript is spliced from 11 exons. Gene Ontology annotation, molecular function: ATP hydrolysis activity; ATP binding; P-type sodium:potassium-exchanging transporter activity. Gene Ontology annotation, cellular component: membrane. Gene Ontology annotation, biological process: intracellular sodium ion homeostasis; potassium ion import across plasma membrane; sodium ion export across plasma membrane. The record is from RefSeq and is a predicted model, not a curated record. NCBI's taxonomy places the organism in Eukaryota, Metazoa, Arthropoda, Insecta, Hymenoptera, Formicidae. The coding region runs from base 236 to 3364 and encodes 1042 amino acids.
GGCUCGUGGUGUUCGGCCAUACAGAAAACAAGUGGGUUGAGUUACGCGCAAACGGUCCGCGCGUGUGCCACGAACGGAGAGAGAGGUUAUAUACCACGUUAGUGUCAUCGGUGUUUUGGAAAAACACGCGGGUGACACCAGUGCGAGGGAAACACGCGCCUUUAAGCGCGCAGCGGGGUAGCCGGAGGAAACGUCAGAUCGGCCAGUGCCCGAGUGCCACCGGCUUGUUGUCAAAAUGGCGUCAAAGGGGAAGCUAGCUGCUGAGCAACAUGGCCGCUCAGACUCAUACAGGGUCGCAACGUUACCCAACAUUCGCGACGACAACAAAACCGCAGAUGGAAUGUACAAGUCGCGGCGGAAGAACCCAAAGCGGAGGGGGGAAAAUUUAGAUGACCUGAAGCAAGAGUUGGACAUAGACUUUCACAAAAUCUCUCCCGAAGAACUGUAUCAGAGAUUUCAGACGCACCCCGAAAACGGCCUCAGCCACGCGAAAGCGAAGGAAAAUCUGGAAAGAGACGGGCCGAACGCUCUAACACCGCCGAAACAAACGCCGGAAUGGGUGAAAUUCUGUAAGAACUUGUUCGGCGGUUUCGCCCUACUGUUAUGGAUCGGUGCGAUCCUCUGCUUCAUCGCGUACUCGAUCCAGGCCACGACGAGCGAGGACCCGAACGACGACAAUCUCUACUUGGGCAUCGUCCUGGCGGCGGUCGUAAUAGUCACGGGUAUAUUCUCGUAUUAUCAGGAAAGUAAAUCGAGCAAGAUUAUGGAGUCGUUCAAAAACAUGGUACCGCAAUUCGCCACCGUGAUCAGGGAAGGUGAGAAACUCACUUUGCGUGCGGAGGACCUCGUGCUGGGUGACGUCGUUGAGGUUAAAUUCGGCGACCGGAUACCGGCCGACAUCAGGAUCAUCGAAUCCCGUGGAUUCAAAGUGGACAACAGCUCGCUGACCGGCGAGUCCGAACCGCAAUCGAGAUCACCCGAGUUCACGAACGAGAACCCGCUCGAGACGAAGAAUCUCGCAUUUUUCUCAACAAACGCGGUGGAAGGCACGGCGAAAGGCGUGGUGAUCUGCUGCGGCGAUCAGACGGUAAUGGGACGGAUCGCGGGUCUUGCAUCCGGCCUUGACACUGGUGAAACGCCGAUCGCCAAGGAAAUCCAUCAUUUUAUUCAUCUCAUCACAGGCGUUGCGGUCUUCCUAGGUGUCACGUUCUUCGUCAUUGCCUUCAUUCUCGGUUAUCACUGGCUCGACGCCGUUAUCUUCCUAAUCGGUAUCAUUGUGGCGAACGUACCGGAAGGUCUUCUAGCUACCGUCACUGUGUGUCUCACCCUGACCGCCAAGCGUAUGGCCUCCAAGAACUGCCUAGUUAAGAAUCUCGAGGCCGUGGAAACCUUGGGUUCGACCUCGACCAUUUGCUCGGACAAGACCGGAACGCUCACGCAGAAUCGUAUGACGGUGGCGCACAUGUGGUUCGACAAUCAGAUCAUUGAUGCCGACACUACGGAAGAUCAGUCCGGUUUGCAGUACGACCGCACCAGUCCAGGAUUCAAGGCGUUGGCCAAAAUCGCUACUUUAUGCAAUCGCGCCGAGUUCAAGCCCGGUCAGGAAGGCGAACCAAUCCUCAAGCGAGAAGUGAACGGCGACGCUUCCGAGGCCGCGUUACUCAAGUGCAUGGAAUUGGCGUUGGGCGAUGUUAUGGGCAUUAGAAAACGCAACAAGAAAGUCUGCGAGAUUCCGUUCAAUUCAACCAAUAAGUAUCAAGUAUCCAUACACGAGUCGGACGAUCCUAACGAUCCGAGACAUCUGUUAGUAAUGAAAGGCGCUCCGGAAAGAAUUCUCGAUAGAUGCUCAACCAUAUUCAUCGGCGGCAAGGAAAAAGUUCUCGACGAGGAGAUGAAGGAGGCGUUCAACAACGCGUACUUGGAACUGGGCGGACUUGGUGAAAGAGUGCUCGGCUUCUGUGAUUACACACUGCCGUCCGAUAAGUUCCCGGUUGGCUUCAAGUUCAACUGCGAUGAUCCCAACUUCCCGGUCGACGGGCUCCGCUUUGUGGGCCUGAUGUCUAUGAUCGAUCCGCCCCGGGCUGCCGUGCCCGACGCGGUCGCCAAGUGCCGUUCCGCCGGCAUUAAGGUCAUCAUGGUAACCGGUGACCAUCCGAUCACUGCCAAAGCCAUUGCCAAAUCUGUCGGCAUCAUCUCUGAAGGUAACGAGACCAUCGAGGACAUUGCGCAACGAUUGAAUAUUCCAGUAUCCGAAGUAAAUCCUCGUGAAGCUAAAGCCGCCGUCAUUCACGGAACCGAACUCAGGGAACUGAACUCUGACCAAUUGGAUGAGAUUCUCAGAUACCACACUGAAAUUGUGUUCGCCCGUACCUCGCCUCAGCAGAAGCUCAUCAUUGUUGAAGGCUGCCAGCGAAUGGGCGCAAUUGUUGCCGUAACUGGUGACGGUGUGAAUGAUUCGCCUGCUCUGAAAAAGGCUGACAUCGGUGUUGCCAUGGGCAUCGCCGGUUCGGACGUGUCCAAGCAAGCGGCUGACAUGAUUCUGCUCGACGACAACUUUGCCUCGAUUGUAACAGGCGUUGAGGAGGGUCGCUUGAUUUUCGACAACCUGAAAAAGUCAAUUGCGUACACCCUGACCUCGAACAUCCCCGAGAUCUCGCCCUUCCUGGCGUUCAUCCUCUGCGACAUUCCUCUGCCGCUGGGUACCGUCACCAUUCUCUGCAUCGAUCUUGGAACCGACAUGGUGCCGGCCAUCUCGCUAGCCUACGAGGCACCGGAGUCGGACAUUAUGAAACGGCAGCCACGCGAUCCUUACAGAGACAAUCUUGUCAACCGAAGGCUUAUUUCGAUGGCAUACGGUCAAAUCGGCAUGAUUCAAGCUGCGGCCGGUUUCUUCGUUUACUUCGUAAUCAUGGCUGAAAACGGAUUCUUGCCCACGUAUCUGUUCGGGAUUCGAAAACAAUGGGACUCCAAGGCCAUCAAUGAUCUUACCGAUAGCUACGGCCAGGAGUGGACCUACAGGGAUCGCAAGACAUUGGAGUUCACCUGUCACACAGCUUUCUUCGUGUCGAUCGUGAUCGUACAGUGGGCUGAUCUGAUUGUUUGCAAAACACGUCGCAACUCGAUUAUUCACCAAGGAAUGAGAAACUGGGCUCUGAACUUCGGUCUCGUAUUCGAGACCGCCCUCGCUGCGUUCCUAAGUUACACGCCCGGCAUGGACAAGGGUCUUCGUAUGUUCCCACUCAAAUUCGUAUGGUGGCUACCAGCUCUGCCAUUCAUGUUCGCUAUCUUCAUUUACGACGAGACGAGACGAUUCUACCUCCGCCGAAAUCCAGGCGGUUGGCUCGAGCAAGAAACUUACUAUUAAACACAGCGAGGAUUAAAAUCACACGCAUGCAAAGCGCGCGCGCAAGAGGAUGAGUGAACGUACGAGAGAGCGAGAGCGGGAGAGAAAGAAGCCGAGAGAGAAUGAUGAUGAGAGAGAAUGAAAAAACGCAUACUCACACUCUUGAGAGAUAUAUCGGAACAAAGACAGAAAAAUAAAUAAAUAAAAAAAAUUUUAAAAAUUAAAAAAAAACAAAUCACUCAUGUUGAACAGAUAAAAAAAAAAAAAAAAAAACACGUUUCACGAGAGAUGUGCUAUUGGGUCUGUCCGCGUGAUCGAAAGAAACAAACAAACGGGAAAAUGGACAAGGAAAGGUGCGUUUAAGUUUCGGCGCUGACUUUCACACGGCGAAAGACGCGCGAGAUUUAUUUAUGUUUAGACACGGAGAAGACCCUCUAGCGUCAUAGGUGCAGCGCAAGGUACAAAAAACAAAAAAACAAAAAAAAAAACAAAUAAUAAAGCACGCUCGUCGUUCUGGCUUUGCUGCCAAUUGCUUGCACGCGCGUGUCGAGUUCCGUAGAAGUCGCAGAAAUUGUUCGGGAGAUCGUCAAGAAGAUUGAUCAUCACUAUGCAGACGAUGCCGACGACGGGAAAGCCGCGCUUUCCGCCUCGCGUUCAACGACACGUUGGCUACGAAGCUUUCCGCUGACGAUUGGUACUAACUGCUGGUGCUGUUCAAUUCUUGGACGGGAAUUAUGCUCUGCGAGUGUCGCUCGAAGAUGGAACGAAGAAAGCAAGACAAGAGCAAAAACCGAAAAGGGGAGAAUAGGAAGUCGCCGAGAUAAGUAGCGCUGCAGUGCGACUGGUGCACAAGUGUCAGGCCUAAAGAAAUGUGGUAAACGUGAUGUAGUAGAAACGCGAGAAGAAGAAGAAAAAGAAGAAAAAGAGAAGAAGAAGAAAAAGAAGAAAAAGAAGAAAGUCCGACCGAGGAACGACAGAGAGGAGAUCCGGAACGUUAACGAGAACGAACACACACUUGAACAGAGACGCGGCGUUAACGUGCGAUAGAGAAUCACGAAAUCACGUGCAUUCUUAUGCAUGCCGAAUGCAGAUUAUUACAUCUUAACGCGACUUCUGAUUAAUUAGUGUAUUAUCGUAGACACCAUUUGCGUUACCGAGAAAAAAAAAAAAAUAAACUUCGUACUAGGCUUUCGUUGAUCGUCGAUCAAUACGCGCAAAUACCGCUACGUUAAGAUCGGCACGCGUAACACGCCCUUUCAUUGAAGGGAAGAAUUUCACAAGUUGAAGGUAAGAGGAAGGAAAAAAAAGACUCGCGUAAAGAAUAAUAAAACAUACAAUUACGAGACACAAACAACAACAACAACAAAAAAAAAAAAAACAAGAGCAAACCAAAAACAGAAGUGCUCAAUAUGUAACAAGAGAAACCGUUAAAAAUAAAAAUAAAAAUAAAAAAAAAAAAACCAGAAUUUUUAGGUAUCUCACAUGACACCGAAGUACUUCGUAAUAAAACUCUAAUUAAUUGUUAAUUAUAUAAUGAAGGACCUGUGGUAUGAUAGAUAUCGGCACAGUCUAUAGUUAUACUAAAAAUAACUAUAGUUAUAAUAACUAAAAAUACAGGGGAGAGCGUUAUUAUAUGAGGUAAAUAACUAAAUAAAGUAAUAAAUAAAAAAAAAAAAAAGAAAAAUAUAAUUAUAAAAUAAAGUCUCAUUCGCAGUAUUCUCAUUAUUAUUGAUAAAACGAUAUCCGUUCGGUUUCGAGUCUUAAUAACAAGUAGCUGUCAGAGAAACAAAAAACAAAAAAAAAAAAAAACGGCAAAAGCGUAGUUUCAGUAGUUACGACUCUUACUGCGGAGAUAAUAUCACACUACAUACGCGAACACACACGGGAAAGAACGGGGCGGGUGAAAGGUAAGCUCGAUGAUUGGAUCUGAGAGUUUGUUGGUACUUUAAUAAUCUCGAGAUCGAGAGCAGUGGGAAGAACGAUAUCGGUGACGUGAUAUAGAACAACGGUAUAUUAUAAAUACUUUUAUCAAUUGGAUCACGCUUCCAAUUGAAGACACGUUGAGAAUUAAAAGUUGAAACGAUAUGUUAUUUAUCUUAAAUACGAUACUGAAUGUGUCGCGCGCGUAAAAAAGUGAUAAUGUACUUACGUCAAGACUGUCCAAAACGAAAGACACACACACACCCACACACACAGAUACACAAAUUUUGGAAUAAUUAGUUCUAUAUUUCGCUUGUAUAAGAUUGAAGAUUUUGCAAAUGUCGUUGAACAUUUUCAAUGUAAAGCAAUUUCAUUUAAAAGGUUUGUCAGUGCAAUCAGUCUUGUGUUUUUGUAUCUAUUGGUGCUUGCUCUAACACAAAUGUUAAUGUCUGCAAUUUUGAAUUGCACAAAACUCCGAUGUGUUUAUGGUAUGUGGAUGCUGCCGCGGCUCCAUUGAGUUCAGUAUCAUAUUUAAGAUAACACUCGGAUAGCAGAGCGGUGGUAGAUCGCGGCCUGGUUGCCGGCGAAUCGAGAAAAACAAAAAACAAAAAAAAAUGAAGAAGAGAACCUGCUGCCAUUCGAGAGCCAUUUAUUAAUUAUAUGAAUCGCGAAACGUUAUUGAUUAACGCGAAGAAGAGACGAGAGAGAGAAAGAGAGAGAGAGAGAGAGAGUGCACUAUGCAAGAUACAAAACGAGAGAGAAAGAGUGAGAGAGCAGGCCGGAAGAGCGGAGAAAGUUGGAAAAAAAAAAAGACCUUCUUACUAGAUAAAAGCUAAUUGAUGAAUAUUAAAAAAUUCAUUUUCUUAGGUUCUCAUAGAUUUAAAAAUGCCAGCGGGACAGCUCGCUAUAAAUUACUGACCCCCCGCAACGCGGAACGUCCUGUGCAGCUGCAAAAACAAAACAAAACAAAACAAAACAAAAACAAAAUCGUGAUCAUCUCUGUCAGCCAGUCGGCGAGCGCGCUGUCCCUGUGUGUGCAUGUGGUAUGCGUGCGCGUGUUGUGUGUGGUGCAUGUAGUGUUGAAAAUUACAACAACAACAACAACAACAACAACAACAACAACGGUGACUUAAAAUGUCUGCCACGCGACUUUCUUUCGGGCCGGGACGAUCCGAGACUUCUCUCAUCGAUUCUCGCAAAACAAAACCGGACACAAUAUAUAUAUAUAUACACAUUAUAUUCUUUCUCUUCGUCUCCGAUCUCUCUCAGUCGUUGCCCGCGUUCGUCGUGGGGCAGGGGGGGAGGGGAAGAAGAGAAGGAUCACGAGCAAUAUUCGAGUGAACGAACUUUUUUUUUUUUUUUAACGAUAGACGACACCUGGAACAGUUACGUUGGCUAAUUGCGAAAGAUGAUGAGAUCUUUUAAAUACGGUCAUCUAUCGUUAAAUAAUUGCGUGAAACACUAUACCGAAGGUAUUCAAUUCAACGCGUGACAAUUGCCAUUUUCUGAAUUAAUAAUAAUAACGCUUGUUUUCAUUUGCGCGCGUUAGAGCAAAUGUAUCUUGCACAAUCAAGUGUCUGCGCAAUCAGCAAGAAAAAACAAAAAAACACUCGCUUGAUACACACACACUUAGGUAGCGAUUUCGUCAGUUAUUACGAAGAAAAUGGAAAAAAAAAAAAUACUACAAUUGCAUCGUUGCGACAUAUCGUGUUUAUUGUGUUCUACGCGCGAGGAAAAAUCCGUCUUUUCUUGUCGAUUGUGAGAUCUCCGAGAGUUCUUCGGCGAACGCGGGCUAAUGAAAAAAAAAAAAAAAAAAAAAAAAGAAAGAAAAAAAAACAACAAACGUGACCACUCGCUCGGCAUCCCAGGCCCCAAAACUACCCCAAGUGUUCAAUAAUCUCGAGAUAUUCUCGAAUUACCUCGUACACGCGCGCGCGCGUUAUAUUAAAACAUGCGAAACACGUUCUUCCUUCCUCGCCGGGUUUCCUCCAUCCGGUGACGCCGCUUCUCGAAGUCAUCGUGCAACAACAACAACAACUACUACUACUACUUACUGGACGGUAUCGCGAGCGUGCGUUUUCUCGAUCAUCCGUGGCUUAAUUGUUUUUUUUUUUUUUUUUUUUCUCCCGUUAUUUUUUUCUUUCAUUUUAGAGAUACAAAACGCGCGCAUGAGAUGAUUGUGUGGAAAAACCGCGUUCUGAACGCGCGAACGACGAGACACACGAACCUCUCAAGACUACACACACGGAAGAAAGAGUCUCCGAAGAGCGGAAAGACAUUUUUAAAACGUGGAACGUGUACAAGAAUCAGAAAUUAAAGCAACGACAUCGAUUAUAAAUUCCUACGUCGUGUUCUCAGCGCGCGAGCGAGAGAACAAAGCGGGACGCGUUGUUUCUUUCUCGAAGAGAAAAACGGAUUUUCUCAGCUUUAAACGUGUGUGCAACGGUAAAGAAGCCGUUAUAGAGUCGCGAAAUGUUGAGCGAAGUCGAAAAUCGGCAACUCUUGGAAAUUCGCGAUGCUUCAAAAAGUAUAUACAUUACACACAUUACACACCAUACAUAUAUCCGUCUGCCAUCGGUCCAAACGGUGAAUUUCGCGCGCGAAGUGUUUAAUUAUGCGCGAACACGUUCGUUCAACCGUAGCGUUUUCAGAUUGAUCGACGCAGAUCCCGAUUUUAAAAUGAAAAUUCCUCCUAUGUCUGUAUCAUAGAUAGAAAAUGUAAUUUUAGAAUGACACUGCGCGAAUGGCCGAGUCGAAAAACUUCAAUUUGUAGAACUCGAUUUGUAGCGUCGUGACGUGUUGUGGUUCUUCGUCGUAAAGUAAUAAUAAUAAUAAAAAAUAAUAAAAAAAAAACAACAAAAAAUAAACAUAUUAUUGAUCGUUCCUGUCACAACGAAAAUGCGAAGAUUUAUUAAAAUGCUCUUCGUGAACACGCGACUGUUAUAAACUUAAUGGAUCAUCAACUUUCCGGAUCGAAUGCGAGUCAGAAAAAAAAAAAAAAA